AUGGAACAGAGCCACGUUUUACCGAUGCGCCUGUUCGCGACAUGGGAGGUGGACCGAACAGGAACAGAUUGCGUCCCAAGACUUUGUAUGCUGACCAUCAACCGUCUCACCAUCCUGCGCUCCCUGGAGACGGACCUAUCGUGUUUUAUUAUUGCGGCGAAGUUACAAGGCUUUAAACGAACGCUCAGGUCAAACGACAUCGUUGUGUCGUCGUCGACGAACGGCGUGGUAGACAUCGACCUGGACAUAUCGUUCACUUUGCAGUACCCCCAUUUCGUCAAGAAUCAAAGUAACUGUCUGGUUUUGAUGCUGCAACGCCGCAAAAAGUACAAGAACCGCCCAAUGCUCGGCUUCAAGACUCUAGCCAUCGGUUCCAUCAACCUCACGAACGUUUUGCAGCACGGUGCAAUCCGCGAACUGGCACUGAUGAGCAACGGUAACGCCGCCCAGAUGGUCGCCAAAGUCUACUUCAUGUCGUUCGUCAGUCAGCCGGUGGAACAGGACGAAACCAAACUCAAAGGUGACGGAUUGUCGGUUUUAGAUCUUGUACGUGUCGUUUGCUUUCUCUCGGAACGCCGUACCAUUGGUAAACGCAACAUGAAUAAAGAUCAGAGCGAAGGUACAGACGAUGACGACGAAGAGUGGUCGGUAAACGAGGAAGGCGCUUCUGACUCGGAAAUACCGAUCGAAGACCAAUUGGGUAUUAUUGGCGGUUUAUCAAGGAAGUCGGCAAAGUUGGCCUCACACCCGGCUCGAUUUAGUUUGCGACAGAAAAAUCUGAAACAGAAAUUCGUCGCCCUUCUGAAGAAAUUCAAGAUUCCAGACGAAGAGAUCGCUGAGGACGAAGGGGGCAAAAAGGCAGCCGAACAGGAAAUCGAGGCUCUGUUCGAAGAACUUGAAAACCUUUCCGAUUCUGGACCGGAGGCCGAUGAUACUGUCAGUAUCAAGUCCACGCCGAAGCCGAGUUUGCGGCCCUAUUUUCCGUCGAGAGAAACUCUUCCGGUCCUCGAUGAUGAAGCCAGCGAGGAAAGCAAAGAGUCCGGUGAAAGUCCUGCCGGUGAUGCUGAUGCGACGGACGACACGUCGGAUGCAGUUGUGGUGCCGGUGCCACAUCCGAACAUAUGCAGAAGGUCGUCGCACGACCAGGGCAAGUUCACCUCACUAUUGUCGCCUCAGUUGUCCGAGAAACUGCAGAUUUCUCUUGACGAAAGCCAGAAGGCCGGCGGCAGUGGCGAAGCUGCUAGUUCAGGCAAAAAGUCACGGGAUGACAAAAGGAGAACCAACCUGCGUCAGGUGAGCGCCGGCCUCCUGCCGGAGCGGCUCGGAUUGGACAGGUUGGGCCAAUCAGAAACGUCUGUCGGCUCGAAAGAGUUCUUCUCAACGCCCCUCGAAUAUGCGCCGGUCGCCCAGCAAUUAACCGCCUUGUUUCCUAGCGACAGAACCGCCCUCCCCGACACUCUCUUUGUGAUCUCAGCGUUCGACGUUCACAGUUCGACCUUCCUCAAAAAACUCGGUGAAAGCGGUAUUUCGUUCGCCGUUCUUUCCACAUUCAAGGAAACCAAGUCUUUGCUGUCGGCGAUCAUCAACCGGGUUCAAAAGCUCUGUAACAUAAGCACCGAGCAAAGACAAGUGAUCAAGAUUUGCAUCAUCGGCGCCGAUCUGUUUUUCAGUCACUGGUUGAAGGCCUUCACCGAACUUUUCGGUUCGAGACCGAACGAGUGGGUCAGAUUCUUCAGGUUUUACAUCGUUUCUCAAAAUAACGGUGUCAUCCAUAAAUUCAUCGCAUCCGUUGACAAACAACAUGCGUCGCUGUUCAUCGCCGAUACGUUGUGGCGCGACUGGUGGGAAAAAUCGGACUUGUCUGAUACCGGUGACUGUUAA
Messenger RNA from Soboliphyme baturini, 1881 nucleotides. Lineage: Eukaryota; Metazoa; Nematoda; Enoplea; Dioctophymatida; Soboliphymatidae. The record is from the annotation of a GenBank genome assembly.